Messenger RNA from Mizuhopecten yessoensis (Yesso scallop), 2259 nucleotides. RefSeq lists its product as uncharacterized. The transcript has 7 exons. The record is from RefSeq and is a predicted model, not a curated record. The coding region runs from base 164 to 1594 and encodes 476 amino acids. Gene Ontology annotation, biological process: transmembrane transport. Gene Ontology annotation, molecular function: transmembrane transporter activity. NCBI's taxonomy places the organism in Eukaryota, Metazoa, Mollusca, Bivalvia, Pectinida, Pectinidae.
AGUAGAGCGUAGAGAGUAUCUUAAGCCGACGUGUGGCUGUAUUUACAAGGUCAGGUGAUUUAAGUAGGUCAUGUUCCAUACGAUCAAUUUCUACUAGGUAAAGGGACGGGUACCACCUAGAUACUGGGAAUAUCAACACUAAAAUCAAACAGACGUGUCAAAUAUGGCGGCUCCACAUUACCAGUACGCUUAUCCUAGCCAGGAACAACAGGGACAGCACAACCCAGCCUUUCACUAUGGCUAUCCACAGCAGGCCCCUCCCAGCUACCCGGCACAGCCCAUAGCCCAGCCGGUAGAGACCAUGCAGGUUGGAAACAUGGAGCUGGAGACAUCCGCCACCAGAGACUCGGUGUACAACCCCCCAGAUGGAGGAUGUCGGUCCUGGAUGAUUGUCCUGGCAUGCUUCAUCCUCAAUAUGUGCAAUACUGUAGUGGUAGUAUUGAUAGAUUUUUCGAGGGACUUCAGCAAAGAAUUCGGUAGUGAGAAGACAAGUGACAUCCUAGAAGCAUUCCUUGCUGUAAGAAAAUUAGGAGUUGUGGUGGCCGCCAUCUUGAUGGUGUUGUUUGGUUACCGCGUGGUCGGAAUCGCUGGCUGUAUAAUGUACGGUGGAGGGCUGUUUGUGGCGUCCUGGCUAGAUAAAGAUCAGGAAGACUUUGCUGCCUUUCUUUUAGGAGGACUGGCAGCUCUGGGAUCAUCCUUCCUCCUGCUCACAGCAAUUGUUCCCCCUCUGGAAUAUUUUGCGACAAAGAGAAUCCGCGCCAUUGGAAUAGUUAGAGCUGGAGAGGUCCUUGGCGUCAUUGGAAUGCUUUUAAUCUCCUUGGCGCCAUCUUUCAACAAAGAUAUUGAGAUAGAGUUCAAAUGGCGACACAAUUUCAGGUAUCAGCUAAUCCCGGUAGGUAUCGCUACCGUAUGCUGUGCCACUCUUACGCCUCUCGAAUUGAAGAGUUCAGAAAGUAGAACGAACUAUGUUGGUUAUGUGGUAGGGCUUGUGGAUUGGAAGCUGUUCAAGGACCUUGUGUUGUACUUCCUUCUCGUCAUCGUCUUCCUAGACCAGUUUGGGAAGCCAUUGCCAAUAAAUCAAUACGAGGAGUUACUUGACAAUGUGAAAAUUGAAGAUAAAAACACGGAGAUACUAGCCCCUGUGAUACCGUACCUUGGCGAACUUGCUGGCCUGUUUCUGAUGAUUUGCUGCUGCUGCUGGCAGGAACGGGAAGUAGGAACCGUACUCAUUGUCGUUGGUGUGCUCAACAUUGUAGCAGGAGUACUGGGCUGUAUCGCUCCGUCACUCGAGACAUUCGCACUGGUAGCAGCAUUCGGAGCAUUGUUUGGUUUCAGCAAAGGAGUAUUCAACUCGCUGCUAGACAACACAAUACCGGAUGCGUUUGGUAAAGGUCACGUCCGUAUCGUGGAGGGAUUAUUCGGAUUGUUUGCUGGGUUCGCUGAAUUAGUUAUAGACCCUGCAGAAGAGGAUAUCUUGGAUAUAGAUAAGAAGGAUCCAUGGAAGUUCUCCUUCUACAUUGGGGGAGGACUGGUCAUCGCCUCGGGUAUAGGAGCCUUCUUGACACGAUUUAAAAAGCCGAAGGACUAUAGAUAGAUUGUGUGUCAUGUCUGACAAAAUAAAUGAUCGGAAGUGUUAGAUGCCUGUUUAAAGAAUAUUAUGAACAUGGAGAAGAUGACAUGAUAAAAUCUAGAUUACUGAUUGGAUAGCCACAUGACUAUACCAGGUAUGAAAUAUAUUCUGCCUGUCAAUAGAGUUUUCCGUGGUACGUUGUAUAAUAUACUAAGCACAUAAUUACCUUCUGUCGAGGGCUACUUAGACUCCUUUCGUUACCAUGUUUUUUUUCACUUUAGUGACUUAAGUUACAUACUCAUUUUGAAAAUAUACAGUAUAUAUACCAAUAUUAUAUUUAGGAUGUAGCUGAUGUAUUAACAUUUAUUCUUAUCGGAAUAGGUUUUUUGUGUGUUUUUUUAUACAUAUUUGAUGAACUUUCUGAUUUGCUUAUAGUUCAGGAGAGUUCACGUAGACUGUAGAAUUACCUCAUAGUAGAAGAACAGUAUAUCUUCAUUAAAUCCGAUGGUUGACGCAUUAUACGAAUAAUUAUACGAGAAGCAUGACUAAGCAACUACAAUUUAGAAACCUGUUAUAUGUCCAGUGUUUUUUUAUAUUAACAUAUAGUAUAUUUUGUAUUCAAUAUAUGUACGCUAAUGACUACUGCCUAUGCUGACUAUGAUCAAUAAAAGUUAUGUGUAUUUUUAUGA